This is a messenger RNA of Uloborus diversus, 2570 nucleotides long. RefSeq names its product polyadenylate-binding protein 4-like (gene pAbp). NCBI's taxonomy places the organism in Eukaryota, Metazoa, Arthropoda, Arachnida, Araneae, Uloboridae. The record is from RefSeq and is a predicted model, not a curated record. Bases 273 to 2240 code for a protein of 655 amino acids. Gene Ontology annotation, cellular component: cytoplasmic stress granule; ribonucleoprotein complex; cytosol. Gene Ontology annotation, molecular function: mRNA 3'-UTR binding; poly(U) RNA binding; poly(A) binding. The transcript is spliced from 10 exons.
CACAUCACAGCCUCUUUUCGUAGAGUCUAUGUAGGUUUUUCACGUGGGGAAAAAAAUUAAAUAACUUUUUUUAGUCAUAAAUGAUAAAUAUUUGCUCUUUGAGCACCAAAAAAAAUUAAAAAACAUAAAAAACUAAAAAAAAAUCGAAAAAUACUGAAAAAAUUGCUAAAAAAUAUCGAAAACGUAAGCAAAAUCCUCUUGAGUGUUAGCUAUCCAUGUCAUAGGCUUAACAUUGAAACAAGAAGGAACUUUGAAGAAAUUGAAAGAACAAAAUGAAUCCUAACGGCCCAAAUUAUCCUGUGGCGUCUUUGUACGUUGGAGAUCUGCAUGCAGAUGUUACCGAAGCUAUGCUUUUUGAGAAAUUUUCCACAGCAGGUCCAGUAUUAUCAAUUCGAGUUUGCAGAGAUUUGAUUACACGAAGAUCUUUGGGUUAUGCAUAUGUUAACUUUCAACAGCCUGUUGACGCUGAACGAGCCUUGGAUACUAUGAAUUUUGAUACUGUGAAGGGAAGACCCAUAAGAAUCAUGUGGUCCCAGAGAGAUCCGUCACUCAGGAAGUCGGGAGUUGGCAAUGUCUUCAUCAAAAACUUGGAUAAGAGCAUUGACAACAAGGCUAUGUAUGACACAUUCUCUGCUUUUGGGAACAUCCUCUCGUGCAAGGUAGCGACAGAUGAAGAAAGUAGUUCUAAAGGUUAUGGUUUUGUACAUUUUGAAACUGAAGAAGCUGCAAAUAAUGCUAUUAUAAAAGUAAAUGGAAUGUUGCUCAACGGGCGAAAAGUAUUUGUUGGAAAAUUCAUUCCUCGUAAGGAAAGGGAAAAGUUGUUGGGAGAAAAGGCUCGCAGAUUUAUGAAUGUGUACAUCAAAAAUUUCGGAGAUGACCUUGAUGACGAAAAACUUGGAGAAUUAUUCACCAAGUAUGGCAAGAUAACAAGUGCUAAGGUCAUGUCUGAUGAUAUGGGAAAAUCAAAAGGAUUUGGAUUUGUUAGUUUUGAAGAGCCAGAAAAUGCAGAAAAGGCUGUCGAAGAUCUCAAUGGGAAAGAAUUAAAUGGAAAGAUACUGUAUGUCGGACGGGCACAAAAGAAGUCUGAGCGAGCUGCGGAGCUCAAGAGGAGAUUUGAAGCACUCAAGAUGGAGAGAAUAAAUAGAUACCAAGGAGUGAACUUGUAUGUCAAGAACUUGGAUGACGCUAUUGAUGAUGAGAAGCUACGGAAAGAAUUUUCUCCUUUUGGAACUAUCACAAGUGCUAAGGUCAUGACUGAUGGAAACGGCCGCUCCAGAGGAUUUGGCUUUGUCUGUUUCAGCUCACCAGAAGAAGCCACCAAAGCAGUGACCGAGAUGAACGGACGAAUAGUCGCUUCCAAACCGUUGUACGUUGCCUUGGCUCAGCGCAAAGAAGAACGUAAGGCGCAUUUGGCUUCUCAGUACAUGCAACGCAUGGCUGGCAUGAGAAUGCAGCUUGGUCAAAUGUUCAAUCCUGGUAGUGCUGGCUAUUUUGUCCCCACUAUGCCUCAAGCCCAGAGAAGUUAUUUCCCACAAAUGGCGCAGAUGAGAGCUACUCCAAGAUGGCCAACUCAGCCUCAAAUAAGACCUGGUGCACAACCAGCAGCAGCCUUCCAAGCGAUGCAGUCCGCUCCGUUCGCGAGAGCCGCGGCCAGGCCCGCCGUGGCCGCCUCCCAGAAUCCCGGCAUGCGUGCCGGCAUGAACGCUCGCCCCAUCACCGGGCAGCAGCCUUCGGCCGCUGCCGCCGCCGCGGCGGCCGCUUCCGGCAACCGGGUGGCCGCCAUGGGCCCCACGGGAGUGGGCGCUGCUCGCCCCGCCACCCUGACGGCCGCGGGCGUGUCCCAGGCCCGACCCGCCGCCUACAAGUACACUUCGAACAUGCGCAACCCGCCCCAGCCCCAGGCCGUGCCUCAAGCCGUCACCCAGCAGGCCGUGGCCCAACAGGCGGUGCACAUCCAGGGGCAGGAGCCCCUGACCGCCUCCAUGUUGGCCGAAGCCAACGCCCAGGAGCAGAAGCAGAUGCUGGGCGAGCGCCUGUUCCCCGUCAUCCACCGCUGGUACCCCGAGAUGGCCGGAAAGAUCACCGGGAUGUUGCUGGAGAUAGACAACUCGGAAUUGCUGCACAUGUUGGAGCAUCACGAAUCGCUCAAGGCCAAGGUGGAAGAAGCUGUCGCUGUACUCCAAGCCCAUCAUGCCAAGGAAACCCUAUCUGUUGCAGGAGGUAUCAAGAAAGAAGCCUAAAGUGUUUCACUAUAAGAACUCUGUUGCUUACAAAAAAAAAAAAAAAAUUCUUAAAAAAAAAUGAAAAUGUUUAAAAAACCCACGUGAAAGCCAUGCUUUAAAUGAAAAAAAGAAAAAUGACAAAAAAAUAGCAAAAUUCUCAAAAAAUAUUGAAAGGAUUGUUGGUGGAGUGAUGAAAAUAAAUGCUUAUAUAUAUCUUUGAUAUUUAUAUACGAAAGUCCUUUACAUAUUAUAAUGCUCUAUUUCUUGUGAUUAUUUUUUUUGGUAGGUUUAGGGUUUCAUUUGACAAAAGCAAAAUUGAUUUUUAAAUAAACUUUUGUUUCUUCUUAA